UGCACAAGCUGCCGUACGCGCGCGAGUAUAGCCAGCGCUUGUAAGUACCCAGAAUUUUGGUAUCUCCAUGCGGUACAACAUGCCCUCGACGCGUUGUGCGGUAGAUGGGUGCCAGCACUACAGUAUGAGUACUACUGGCAUAUCGUACCACUUGCUGCCCGUCGACGAAAACAGGAAAAGGCUAUGGGAAGAGGCUACUGGUCGGUCGUUGCCACCUUAUGCUCGCGUCUGCUCUGCGCACUUCUGUGCCUCGGACUACCUGCCGUUGUCGAUGUAUCACAAGCGAAGACGCCUUAAAAGGACAGCUGUGCCAUCUCUCUUCGUGCGUACCAGGAAGCGGACGGUACGAAAACGGCUACAAAGCUCGGGCGUGCCGUGUACCUUCGUGUGCACCGGUGGACUCACGUUUCACCGUGAUGUGUUCGUGGGCAGCAUUGCCACAGCUGAAGUGGGGGCAUAUGCAGAGGUCAGCACAACUAGUUGUGCUGCUGAAGCUUCUGAGCUGGCUCCAUAUAAUGGUGCAUCAGAGCAGCAGCACAUUGCAGCCAGUGAAGUGGCAACAAACACAGAGGAUAGCAGAAUGAUCAGUACUGCAAUCAAUGCUCCUGUGCUGAGUGAGCCACAUGAGGAACACGCCUAUGCAUCUAGGUUGUUUGCUCCAAGAUUUGUCCCUGCAAGCACCCAGGCCAACCUGCUUGUAUCACCUGAAAAAAGAGAUUUUGCCACCCAAACAGAGCUUUUGGUGUGGCAAAGGAGGUGAUGCAAAAUUAUGUAGCUAUUUUGCCCACUGCGACUUCCGCACGAAAGCAACAACAGAAAAGUGACGCAUACGAAAUCUUGGAUGACUCUGUAGAAGCCAGCCCUAUCGUGGACAUAAAUGACCACAGCUACCUGCCGACAUCGGAUAGCAGCAUGGAAUUGUUUGGCCAGCAGAAGAGGUUGCCCUUAUCGAAGCAUAAAAAGGCCGGGACCUUUGUCUGCUUGGAGAAGAGAGGCAUUAUUCAUAUGGGCAUUCAGCCAAGUACCUGACCUAAACCUUGAUGGAUGCUGAGACGACAAUGAUAAUCCGCUUUGUGCAUGUGCAGGUUGGAGAGUCAACAGAUGUGAAAACAAGCCCACACGUGGAACCAGCAGGCUUGAUAACGGGCUUUGCUUAUCUGAAGCACAUUGAUCUGAAGGUUGCCUCACUAACGACUGACCGCCAUCUAGGGAUCAGAAUACCUGCGUGACCAUGAUAAUGAUGUCAACCAUGAGCUAGACAGCUGGCAUGUUGCCAAAGGACUUACAACUUUCACAACUGGCAUGAAGAGCCGUACCAUCAGUGCCUGCAUGACGAACUGCCUCACAAGGAUUGGCUUGGCCCCAAAGCAGUUGUGUUCCAUAAGCCCAGUGUCAUUGUCUUGAAUCGUCGACUUUUGAUGGACAUUGCACAGCUGUCGUCCAAAACCCAGACGUUUUGCCUAGGAUCAUUCCAUGCGCUGCCGAUAUGCUUCGCUCCUAAGUCAGUGGCGUACUCACCAAAUGUCAUGCCUACGAGGUAAAGUGUUGCUAUAUGUCUUGAACAGUGUUUGAAAAGUUGAUUGAAAAAUUUUUUCACGUAUUUAUUGUUCUCUGAUUGACUGUGGUGCUGAUGUUGUUAUCUUGGCUGAAACAUGGCUUUCAAUCAAAAUAUGUGAUAGUGAAAUCUUUCAGUGCAGCAGUGCAUAUAACUUUUACAGAUCUGACCAUAAAUGCGAAAUUGGUUGUCGUGUAUUUA
Dermacentor andersoni is the source of this 1756-nucleotide messenger RNA. The record is from RefSeq and is a predicted model, not a curated record. NCBI's taxonomy places the organism in Eukaryota, Metazoa, Arthropoda, Arachnida, Ixodida, Ixodidae.